Molecule: messenger RNA, 3821 nt
Organism: Osmerus eperlanus (European smelt)
Lineage: Eukaryota; Metazoa; Chordata; Actinopteri; Osmeriformes; Osmeridae
Gene: e2f8
Product: E2F transcription factor 8
Exons: 14
Coding region: 272-3031 (919 amino acids)
Biological process (GO): regulation of transcription by RNA polymerase II
Cellular component (GO): RNA polymerase II transcription regulator complex
Molecular function (GO): RNA polymerase II cis-regulatory region sequence-specific DNA binding; DNA-binding transcription factor activity, RNA polymerase II-specific
Source: RefSeq, a predicted model, not a curated record
GCAUGCAUAGUGCUACUAGGCGGGACAAGUGGAUUGCUUAUUACUUAGUUACAGCGGCAGUAUCAACAGGAGAGUGUUCACCCGUCUUUUAUAUUUAGUUAUCUAACUAAUCUAUGGAAAAGCUGGUCAGUUUACAGUGCACUGACUGACGUACUGGACAUUCUCAUUUUACGUAAGGGAUUUUGUACUCAUUGCCACUUUUUUAGAGAGUGGGAUGCAAAUACGAUUUUGAGCGGGGCACAACUAGACCUGAAAUACUUCUGGGUGGAAAAUGUCAAGCGCUUUGCUUGAGUGCCAAAAUCUGAGCCAUGGAGAUCAACUUGUAUCUGACUCCAAGAGUAAAGUAUUUAUAGAACCUCACGCACUGAUGAAAACACCAAGGAAAAUAUCUACAGAAUACCAAGGAAACAUGGGUUCCCUUACCACUCCCACUAAAGGAAGAGAAGCAGGACUUGGUGAGCCCUGGACUCCAACAUCAAACUUGAAAAUGCUGAUCAGUGCAGCCAGCCCUGAGAUCAGAAACAGGGAGAAGGAGCUGUGUGUGGACAACCCCGAAGGAGAAGAAACCAUGGAAUUAACAAAGGAUGCAGAACUAGGGGAGGAAGUAGAAAAGCAGAUUAGCAGGAAAGAGAAGAGUUUGGGUUUGCUCUGUCACAAGUUUCUUGCUCGUUACCCUGAUUACCCCAACCCUGCCCUCAACAAUGACAUUUGUCUGGAUGAUGUGGCCACAGAACUGAGCGUGGAGCGCAGGAGGAUCUAUGACAUCAUGAAUGUUCUGGAGAGCCUUCACAUGGUCAGCCGGCUGGCCAAGAACCGCUACACGUGGCGUGGACGCGCUGACCUGCCUCAGACACUGGCCAGGCUAAGGCUGGUGGGAGAGAAGCACAGGUACGGCCAGCAGAUGCAGCAGAUCCGCCAGCGCUGCCACGACAAGGAGUUCGACUUAGAGGGCGAGGAGAAGGAGAACGAGGAGGUGGUAGACCUGGAGGAAGGAGAACAGGGACCGAAGGAAAUGUUCUUUGUGGAGCUUCCUGGAGUUGAGUUCAGAGCAGUAUCAGUGAACAGCCGAAAGGACAAGUCUCUGAGGGUGAUGAGCCAGAAGUUUGUCAUGCUGUUUUUGGUGUCCCAGCCUCGGGUGGUCAGCCUGGAGGUGGCCGGGAGGAUCCUGAUCGGAGAGGACCAGGUCGCAGACCAAGACAAGAGCAAGUUCAAGACAAAGGUGCGCAGGCUGUAUGACAUAGCCAACGUGCUGCGGAGCCUGAAGUUGAUAGAGAAGGUUCAUGUGACGGAGGAGAGGGGGAGGAAGACGGCAUACAAGUGGACCGGCCCUGAAGACUUCCCUAGCGUUGAGGAUGUCGAAAACCUAACUUCAUCAAACACCUCCACAACAAAGCGGAUCCUGGAGUCUUGUGCAUCGGUGGAUAACUGCACCAAAAAUCUGUUCUCCUCUCCCGGGGCCAAACGCACCUUCACCAGACACCCCUCCCUCAUUAAACUGGCCAAGAGCAUCCAGGAAGACCGGCGGAAGAUCAACUCUGCUCCAACCAGCCCAGUCAGAGGGCCCCUGGAUGGUUCCUCAGGAGGCGGGUUCUUUCCCAGCAAAAUGGCUCAGCUAGCCGCCAUCUGCAAGAUCCAGCUUGACAAGCAGUCUAUGGAGGUACAGCACACCUCUAAGCCUACCGUCUCCAAGGCAACAGCACCCCCCCCAGAGCCGGGGAAGUGUCUGUCGGCUCCUGCAGCCCCCAAGACCCCAGCGUUGAUCCCUGCCGAGCCCCCCUCUGCCCCUCUCCCCCCGAGGGUGCAGUACCCCUCUCAGGCUGCGGGGUCGCUGUCCUACCAGUGCUCGCCCCUCAUCCCUGUCCUGCUGCCCCAGCACGGAGGGCCAGCAUCCUAUGCCCUGUACAUGCACCCCUCCUCCCUCCGGCCACACCCCCUGGCUCGGCCACAGCCCACCAGCCUGGCAGUGCGCUCCAUGACGUUCGAGGACAGGCUGGGACGCAGCCCGGGCAAGGCCCCGCCCGCCCGCCAGUCGCCAGCCGCGUCCCCCCAGCCCUCCAGGGGUCAUGACCCCGGCAGCCCUGCGGCGCUGAAGCGGGCGUGUGCAGACAGAGACACGGCGUGCAGCCCCUGCAAGACCAGGAGGGGCGACCCCAGCUGCAGGGAUGCGUCUCCUAAGCUGUGUGAGAUCCUACAGGCUCGUCUGAAGGCUCGUCGUGGCGGUCUCCUACCCAGUCGCCCCUCCCCCCGUGCCCUCCACCUCGACCCUGAGUUCCUCAACACCCCUGGCAGCGCUGCAGCCAAUCAGGCGCUGGCGCAGAGUGUGGAAACCUUCCUGGAGAAGGAGGAGAAGGUUGCAACAUCUGACAGCGAAGCGGGCCUCACCCCUGUCAGAGCUGUUCCCCUGACAACCGGAAAUAUACACACAGAGACUCUGGUCCCUACAGGCUACCUGAUCCCCCUCAGCCAGCAGGCUGUCCUCAGCCCCAGAGAAGCAGGCUGCCCCAGCAGCACGGAGGGUAGCAGGACCUCCACCCCCACCUACAGCAUCUACCACACCCCCACCGCAGGCUCCCAGCCUCCUCCGAUGCAGGAGUUCACCCCCACAGGCCUGCCCCCCUCCAGGGCCCCCCCAGCCUCCCCCUUCCACCCCCAGGGCCACCACACUCCCAGCCCCGCAAUCCUCAACUUCACCUUGCAGAACCUGGGUCUCAUCCCCGGACCCCCCCAGGCCCACACCCCCGAGCGGGGCCCCUCCCUGCCCAGCCCCCGGCCCCCCCAUCUGAGCCUCCCCCAGAGAGGCAUGGUAUUCGUGAGACCCAUGUCCCCCCUGCCGGUCCAGCACGCCAUGCCUGGCCAGCCCCUCACCUUCAUCAGCCUCCAGCAGCCCCUGCUGACCACGCCCAAAGGGAGGAGCCUCCCCCAGCACAGCUUCUUCCAUACCCCCGUCUCCCUCUCCCCGCUGGCUACCGUGGUAACCAGCGGUAAAACCGUUUACGUUCCCCAGAGGAGGCUGGAGGUGGAGGACAGCUAGACGAGACGCUGCUGACCUGCCGUGUGGGAACCAUCUGACUGUAUCACAAGGGUACUGUAUACCUUAAGACUGUCUAGUUUUAAUAUCCAGGAGUCUCUAAGGCCUCCAUAUCUGUAUGUGAACAUGUUGUGGAAACAUGUUGGUGCUGUUUGACUGCUAGCUCCAAAUAUUGCCCUGAUACAGCAGGCUAACUGCUAACCCUGGAGGUCUGGAACACAAUAGACUGGAGCUUACUGUUUAAUUACGACAACUUGACUUUUGAUACUGGUAAAGGGUGUGUAAUGCCAGUGGGUGAUAGGAUCUGGUGGUGGACUGUGGUUCAAAGGAGUGGAUACAUGUUUGAUAUUAAUUGAAAUUAAAUCAAUCACAAACUGCCAAAACGUUUCAUGCUCUGCAAAAUGGAAACAGAUUCCAAGAGUUGGGUUAGGGUUGAGUUGGGUUGAGUUGCCAUAGAAAAGAAUUGCAAUUUUUCCUCAAUCUACAGUAUUUACCUCCAAGACUUGAUGACUGAAAAAGAAAUGUUUGAUUGGAAUGUUUUAUAGAUUAAUAUUUUCAUGUCAGUAAAACAUAGUAACUUUACACUUUUGCACAUUGUACAUGUUAACUGUUACCCUUAAAAAAAAAAAGAUUUGUUUUUUAAUGCUGAUGUGAAUGUACGGGAAGGCUUCUUAGGCUAAUCAGGAAAUGUUGAUUGGACAUUUUAAUUUAUAGGAAGUGUACUUUGAGCAUUACAUUUCUCUGAGAUGUCAUUGUAAAUGUGAAGUGGUAAAUAAACUAUUAAUAUUGUUUA